GCGCGAUCGGGGAUGCGGAGGUCGCGGCGGAGGUUUGGUGGAAACUUUGGCUGUGCCUCUUCCGUUAUGCAGUCACGUGAUUGGGCGGUGAGGGCUGUACUGUGUAGAUUCCACUUCCAAGUUGUCUAACGCGGGCUCCUUUCCCGAUGGGGUUUAGACCAGGGCGGAAUGAUGGAUUAUGGGUCUUGGUUUUUGGUGCAGUGGGUGCUUCUACAUCUGCACUCAUCACUACAACAGUACAACUAUCUCUACAUGAACGUUCAACUCCUGAGAGCGGAGUUCUUGUUUCUCUCGGAAUGCUUUGCUCGACUUUUAAUGCUUGUCUACUAUUUUUCUUCGGUUCUUGCCACUCAAUCGGUCACUGCUACCUCAGUUCUUGAUUCACAGUGCAAUCGCGUCCCGAAUUAUGGGCGGCACGUGGCUUGUAGCUGCGAGGCUGGAGUUGAGACCUUUGCUCUGUAACAGCUGAUCAAUCGCAAUACUUGACAGACGAUAUUCACAGACACGAAACAAACUAUCAAUUGGGCAUCAAACUUCAUUGCUUCAGGACGGUGGGUGCGAUGCCCAAUACCG
Aspergillus aculeatinus CBS 121060 is the source of this 573-nucleotide messenger RNA. RefSeq lists its product as uncharacterized. NCBI's taxonomy places the organism in Eukaryota, Fungi, Ascomycota, Eurotiomycetes, Eurotiales, Aspergillaceae. Bases 169 to 462 code for a protein of 97 amino acids. The transcript has a single exon. The record is from RefSeq and is a predicted model, not a curated record.